Messenger RNA from Penicillium robsamsonii, 1233 nucleotides. Its product is annotated as lactonase family protein. Lineage: Eukaryota; Fungi; Ascomycota; Eurotiomycetes; Eurotiales; Aspergillaceae. Gene Ontology annotation, molecular function: protein binding; 6-phosphogluconolactonase activity. The record is from RefSeq and is a predicted model, not a curated record. The coding region runs from base 1 to 1233 and encodes 410 amino acids. The transcript is spliced from 2 exons.
AUGCAUCUUCAAACCCUCCUCCCCGUCCUCUCCGCCUUAGGAGCAACAGCCGCCAUUACCUCCAAACCCCCAGUCCAUCUCUGGGCAACCCACUACAAUGGCAAUGUCUAUACCCUGACCCUGAAAAGCAAUGACCUCUCCAUAUCGCAAACCCUUGACACCUGCGGUGAUAUGCCAAGCUGGCUAACCCUUGACGCGCAUACACGCACUGUCUAUUGCUCCGAUGAGACCGGCACUGCUGAUCCUUCCACGCACGGCUCACUGACAGCCCUGCAUGUUAACCCAGAUGGCACGCUGCGUGAAGGCGCUGUCGCGAAGGCUGUCGGUGGUGGCGUAAAUAGUGUUAUCUAUGAGGCGGGUGCGGGGAAGAAGUUCCUUGCAAUUGCGCAUUACGAAGGCUCGGCCAUCUCAACCUUCGCCCUACCAAUCAAACAAAACCAACCAGCCCUGCAAGCCUUCCAUUUCAACUUGACCAGGCCGGGAAAAGUCGCCCAGCAGGACUCGCCGCAUCCACACGAGGUCUUCCUUGACCCGACCGGCUCGUUCAUCGUCAGUCCGGAUCUAGGCGCGGAUCUGCUGCGCGUGUACGCAAUCGAGGAUGACCGGUCGGGAAAGCUGUCGGAGUGUCCGAGCGUGAACGUCACCUUCGGCAGCGGGCCGCGACACGGCGUGUUCUGGACAGAUGGCAGCGAUCGAUCAGCUGGGCUUGGGUCGACGCAUUCGCAGAAGACGGAGGCUGUUGGCGAGACGAUGAUGUAUCUUGCCAACGAGAUCGGAGGUACGAUGAUGGUGUUUGAUGUUUCGUAUCCGAGGUCUGGGUGUUUGUCCUUUGAGAAGACCCAGACGAUGGUUCCGUAUCCCGGGGGUGUUAUGCCCGAGGGCGCGACCCCGGCUGCGAUUAGUAGGAUUGGAGAUGAUUUUUAUGUUUCGAUUCGAAGCGAUCAGGGGUUCGCGUCGAGCGACUCGAUGGUUGUGCUUGAUCGGUCGCCGGAGGAUGGGUCCCUUGAGUUGCGGGACUCAUCUUCUGCGCUUGGGAAAGUGCCGCGGACUUUUGUGAUUAAUCGGGCUGGGGAUUUGGUUGCGAUUGGAAAUCAGGCUUCAGCGACGGUUGCAAUUGUGCGUCGGGAUCCGAAGACGGGAAAUCUGGGCCAGGAGGUUGCUACUGUACAGGUUGGUGAGCCUGGGAAGGUCGGGACUGCGGAAGGUCUCAGUAGUGUCAUCUGGGAUGAGUAG